GCAAGCCAUGUCUUUAACAAAUGGUUAAACGAACAUGGACAAAGUUAUACAUGUUUUUCGAGUGCUUUUGUGGUGAAUGCAGUAGAAUUUUAUAUUUUAUUUGUAAUAUGUGAAUAUCAGUUACAAAAGAAUACAGUUGAUGUUGCCAUUAAGAAACAAAUCAGAAAGGAAAAAUUAAAAUGUUGGGAGGUAAAUCAAGAAACAUUAAAAUGUCUGAAAUCUAGCUUAUAGUAACAAUUUUUUUUUUUUUUAGGCUGAAGCAACAGUUUAUGCAAGAUUUACUCUUGCACACAUCUUUGCAAAAAGAUUAGUUGCACUUACCAUAUUUUAGGUGGAGGCAUCAUGGAGUUUUAAGCAUAUAGCUUGAGAUGUCAUCUCAUGGUGGAGGUGGGGCUUCCCUUCCCCACUCUCACAGCAGUCCUAGUGGAAUGUAUCCAACUCCAUCGUCUCCAGAGGGUAGGAGUCUAGGCAAAAGGCUUCCAGUGCAAGUCCAUUUCCUUGAUGAUUCUGUUGCUUCUUUCAAUAUACAGUUCAAAGCACUUGGAAAAGUACUCUUUGACCAAGUUUGCAAGCUUUUAAAUUUGCUAGAAACCGAUUAUUUUGGUUUAGAAUAUGUGGAUUGCUCUGGAACAAAAUUUUGGCUGGAUUAUGAAAAACCAAUGUGCCGCCAGAUGGGUUUGUCAAUGAUAAAUCCAGUGAUGAAUUUUUGUGUGAAGUUUUAUACUCCUGACCCUGCCCAACUGGAAGAAGAAUAUACUAGGUAUCUAUUCAGUUUACAAAUCAAAAGGGAUUUAGCUCAAGGUGUUUUAAUAUGCAAUGAUAAUACUGCAGCUUUAAUGGCUUCUUAUAUUGUUCAAGCUGAAUGUGGUGAUUUUGUGUCUGAAGAUUAUCCUGAUCAUACUUAUGUCUCAUCAUUCAAGUUUGUUCCUCAUCAAGAUGCAGAAUUUCAACACAAAAUCAUGGAAAACCAUAAAAAGCAUAUUGGACAGUCACCAGCUGAAGCUGAUCUCAAUUUGUUGGAGACUGCCAGGCGAUGUGAGCUGUAUGGGAUAAAAAUGACUCCUGCGAAGGAUAGUGAAGGAGUUCCUUUGAAUCUUGCUGCUGCUCACAUGGGUGUCUUGGUCUUCCAAAACUAUACGAAGAUAAAUACCUUUUCUUGGGCUAAAAUUAGAAAAAUAAGUUUCAAACGACGGAAAUUUCUUAUUAAACUUCAUCCUGAAGGUUAUGGUUACUAUAAAGACACAGUAGAAUUUGUUUUUGAAAGUCGUAAUGAAUGUAAAAAUUUUUGGAAGAAAUGCAUCGAAAAUCAUGCCUUUUUCCGUUGCUCUGAGGUAAAACGGUUGCCUCGUCAGAAGACUCGAAUAUUUAGCCGAGGUUCAUCUUUCAGAUAUAGUGGUCGGACGCAAAAGCAGAUGGUAGAAUAUGUCAGGGAGAACUAUGUCAAGCGUCAACCAUUUCAAAGAUCUACAAGCCUGCGUGUCUCGAGUACGACUCGUAGAGGUCUAGGAAUGGUUGGCACAUCUCUCUCUGCCCAGCCAUUACUGCCAGUCAGUAGCAGUCAAUCAUGUGGUUCAGUUAUUUUAUCUCAUGACGUGGAAGUGCCCUCUGCCUUGGUGACCAGACCAACUUCUGCAUCUCAACCAUCUUCUCCUAGAGUUAAUCCAGAGUCUUCUAGAAUGAUAGCCAAUGGAAGCAUAUGUAUUGAUUCAAGGGGUUCCUAUUUGGAAAGAAGAGAUCUUCCUCCAGCUUUUGAAUCACCACCCCCCUACCAAUCUCCAGCUAAAGACCUGUCCAGUCCUGUGAGCCAGCCCAGAAGCGGAAGCAAUGUCCACAGUGAAACAACUUCUAUAUCUACCAGAGGCAUUUCUAGUGAUGAAGAAAUGAGUAGGUCCCCUACAUCACCCCUUCGUAGUCUUAGAGAACAAUGCAGUACAGCUCAUUCUCCACGGUCAGAAACAGACACAGAAGUUAGAAGAAAAAGAGUGCCUGCAGAUAAAGCUUAUUUUAUUGCCAAAGAACUGCUGAUGACAGAAAGAACGUAUAAGAAAGAUUUAGAGCUGAUCAAUGUGUGGUUUCGUGAUGAAGUUAGUAAAGAAGAAAAUAUGCCUACUGAUGCUUUAGCUGUAUUAUUUGCAGUUGUUGACCCUUUAUAUGAAUUUCAUUGUUCAUUGCUUAGAGAGUUAGAACACAGGCUAGCUACAUGGGAAGGUAGAACUGGAAUGCCUUUGCAAACUCAUGUCCAAGGCAUUGGCGAUAUCUUGCUGCGAAAAGUUCAGAUGACCGAGUUUUAUACAGGUUACAUUGAAAAGCUGCCUUUUAUACUUGAACGACUUAAUAGUGCAUAUUGUUCAAACACACAUUUUGAGAGAAUGUAUUGUGAUUUUGAAAUGCAAAGAGUCUGUUAUCUUCCUUUAACUUCAUUUUUACUUCGUCCAGCACAUCGACUCAUGCAUUAUGCAGGUUUGCUUGAAAGAUUGAUCAAGCAUUAUGGAGAAAGUCACCUUGAUGCCAAAAACUGCAAAACGGUUUUGUACAAAUUGAAGCAAGUUACCUCUAUGCUGUUAAAGAAUGUUAACUAUGCU
Stegodyphus dumicola is the source of this 2582-nucleotide messenger RNA. RefSeq names its product Chondrocyte-derived ezrin-like domain containing protein (gene Cdep). The record is from RefSeq and is a predicted model, not a curated record. Gene Ontology annotation, cellular component: cytoskeleton. Lineage: Eukaryota; Metazoa; Arthropoda; Arachnida; Araneae; Eresidae. Gene Ontology annotation, molecular function: guanyl-nucleotide exchange factor activity; cytoskeletal protein binding.